UGCCCCGAUAGCUUGUAGGUACACUAAUCAACUUGUUGAUCUCAGACAAUGUUUAUUGUUGCACUAAGUGUUUUUAAACUUUUACCUUACAGAUUUUGAAUAUCGUGAUCAUUUGUUGCCGGCAAUACAUUUGAAGAGAGGCAAGAAAUUAUUCGGCUUUGGAUGGCUUGUUUUCAAAGAUAAUGAAAACGUUUAUGUAAUGACCAGUAAUAGUGUUGUCCGUCUUAUUAGAUCCGAUCAAGUUGACAAUGCUCUGGAAAUACGGGUUACCCGUGGUAGAGACAAACCAGCUUAUUACGAUGCAACUGUAACAAAUGAUGACUUUGUUGUAGUUCGUUCUAACGAAGGCAAUGCUUUAGAUUAUGUUGUGCUGAAAUUGAAGACCUCACGUAUUGUUCAGGAGUUGCCUUCUCAAGUUUCGAAGGCGUCUUUUGAACCGGGCCAAAUAGUGCUUGUACCACAUGCUAAUCCUGCGUAUGAUAUGCACAUUUCCGUGCAACCAUAUCCUGAAGAUCUUGUAGAUUGGCUGAAGAGCAGCGGGAGCAGCAAUUCCAGCAAUAUUCCCACACCAAGUUGCGAGCCCAGCAUCAAUUUUGACGACGCAAAAGAUCUCAAACAAAUUAUAAUUGCUAUCUCCCACGUAUAUACUACGCGCGGACUACCUAUAUUCAAAGAUCUUGAUGGUGAAGUUACCGGCAUGUGCAGUAGUAAGACUGUGUUUAUCAAUCGUGGCAAGGAGAAAAAAAUUUUUGGUUCUUUUGCCGUUAGUAUGCCAACAAUUAUCGAUGACAUUCGCCGUAAGAAACCCAGUGAAGCCAAGAAAUGGUUCCCAAACUAUUUUGAUUAAAGCAGUGGGACGUUCAUAGGUGUACUUUUUCAAGUCAUCGUGCUAAGGUGGAAAAAACGUUAUUUCCUGAGCUCUUUAACUGCAUAAAUGUGCUAGUAGCGGCGGAUCGGUCAGAGUAAAAUUUUUGAAAAUUCUAUUUCAAAAUUGGGAAAAUAAGAGAAACCAACUAUUAAAUGUGUCAAGACGAAGAUAUAUUAUUACCCCCCCCCCCCCCCACACACACACCACCUAGCCGCUUCCCACCCAAGAAUAAAACUGUUCCGCCGACACUGAAAUGCGCAUCACCGUAUUUACUCGUUUAAGCGCCGCGAGCGAGAGCAUAAUUAUCAACAGAGCGCCGCCCUCGAAUAAACGACGCAAUUAUUUAUAAAAAUAGGUACGUUUGGCGUACAUCUAUGUGCGAAAAUGUCGCCAAAUUUAUUUUACUGUCUGUUCGCAGGCGUACAUUCAUAAUUAGACGACCUGAGUGUUUAACGCACACACAACUCGAUACCAUAGUAUCUAGCGCUACGCGUAGAUAGAAGAAAACGCAGCGGUUAAUCGAAGCAUCGUCUGAAAAAUUGUUCGCGAUGCCCAACCGCGGAAGGAAAACACCUUUAGUACGAAUUUGAAAUCUUUAAGAGGCCUCGGAACGGUUUUCUUCUCCAUUUUAGUGUUUUUAUAUUAUAGUUUGCUAUUAUUUCUUGUUAUCGGUUGCAAAUCAAUAUUUUAUUUAGUCGGGCAGAUAGGAGGAAAAAACUUAUCGUGGGACAAUUCCAUUUUGCCUUCAUAUUGUGCCCUGAAGGCUAGUUUGUAUGUUUCUGUAUGCUGGCCGCGUUGAAAUUUCUUGUGGGCUCCUGCCGACACGUGUUUCUUCGAAUGUUGUAUAAAACUCUAUUGCAGUUAAAAAAUGUGAAAUUUCAAAUACAUUUCUAACACAAAUGACUUACAUCAUUUGAAAGCUUGCAAAAAACUACAUAUAAGACAUUUCAAUGGUUACCCGGGUUUUUCAAGUUCUUCUUGAGUUAUGAGCUGUUGAAUGCGUGUUUUCAGACUAGUACCCAGGAAUUUUGCGAGAUUUUGGCUUUUUUUCACAUUUGAAACGGCAAUAACUCGAAAACCGCGUGGAAAUCCCAGCUAACCAUUUAAAUUUCUUAAAUGUAGUUUUUUUUUACCUUUCUAUUGAUGCGGGUCGUUUGUAUUAGAAAUAUAUCGGAAAUUUCACAUUUUUUAACUGUAAUAGAGUUUAAUACAAAAUGCGAAGAAAAAUGUGCCGGCAGGAGCCCACAAGAAAUUUUAACGCGGCCAACAUACAGAAACGUACUUAUUAGCCUUGAGGGCACAAUAUGAAGGCAAAAUGGAAUUGUUCCACGAUAUGGUAAGUUUUCCAUAAUUUUGGUCCUCUAUCUGCCUGAGGUAAUUACGUAAUGUCGCUCACAAACGUUGCGCUUCUCAUGUGCCGAACGCAUUAGCAACAAUAGAUAAUGAGGCAUUUCAUGAGAAGCGUGACGUGUUUGAAAUAGGCCUAAGAUAGUCUUUUUCUUGGCCGGCAGUAAUUGACUAAUGGUUGUUGCGGGCACUCUGGCAUUGCUAAUGUAGCUUUCUGUAACGUAACAUAUCACUUUAUUAAUCUUGCAUUGUAAUUUGGAUCGUCCAGGCAAGCUUGUAAAUAAGACAAUAUAUACUAGUGAUUACUCAUCACCAUCAUUACCAUCAUUGUCGUGGACAUUUAUGUAUUCACAGUAGCAUGAAAUUGGCAGAGAGUGACGUAUACUACAUCUGAAACAUAACGAUAUAUAUGUAAAAUAGUAAAGGAAACUUAACAUUUAAUACAGUUAUUAAGUUUUUAAAUAGUUAUAAUAUUUACUUAACAUACCUAUCAAGGCGUUUCAUUAGUUCAAUAAAUUUAUAUAUAUUUUUUUAUUUUCUUGGUUUGACAUUCUUGUUCGGCAUCUUGGGUAGGGGUUCUCUUGAAAUGUUGAAGUAUUGUCUGUAGGGUAUCAGGUAGUGAUAAAGGUUAUAUGGGUUGGACAUGGGAAUAGGCUUAUUCGGGGGUAGUGCUGGGGCAUGUGAUUUUGUCGGGGAGGGGUGGGGGUGUUGAGGUCUCAGGAAGUUUUGGGAAAAUCCGCUUUUGAGGGUUUGGUCAUAGUACGAUCUGUGAUGGUUCCAGAAGAAAUUCUAAAUUCAUGGUGAUUCAUUGAAGUAGCCACGUUUCAAAUUUUUGGCAAAUAACUUU
This is a messenger RNA of Paramuricea clavata, 3062 nucleotides long. Lineage: Eukaryota; Metazoa; Cnidaria; Anthozoa; Malacalcyonacea; Plexauridae. The record is from the annotation of a GenBank genome assembly.